Molecule: messenger RNA, 5280 nt
Organism: Labrus mixtus (cuckoo wrasse)
Lineage: Eukaryota; Metazoa; Chordata; Actinopteri; Labriformes; Labridae
Gene: ajm1
Product: apical junction component 1 homolog
Exons: 3
Coding region: 565-3843 (1092 amino acids)
Biological process (GO): cell-cell junction organization
Cellular component (GO): apical junction complex; plasma membrane
Source: RefSeq, a predicted model, not a curated record
AUGAUAGUGAUGGUGAUGAAGGUGAUGGUGAUGAUGAUGGUGAUGAAGGUGAUGAUGGUGAUGAUGUCUGUAAUCCUGGGCAGCCUCCUGCUGGGAGCAUGAAUAUGCACAACAGAUUUCCUUUAUGAAAAUAUGUUCGUCUGAGGCAGACAGAUGGAGGAGGAGGUGCUCAGGCGGACUCCUUGGCGGAGGUUUAAAGCGCGCGUGCUUCUGUCAGUGCUGCAGGCUGAGAGAGGGAGAAAGUGAGAGGAGAGAGAGUGAGAGGGGAGAGAGUGAGAGGAGAGGGAGAGAGGGCUGUGGUAGCUGUGGAUGGUGCAGCGAGGUUGCGCAGCAAUCCACCAACUACGCUCUCUCGCUUCGGGAGGAGGAGAGUGUGACCAAUAAGGCGGAUAUUGCAGCUUUACCUUUUGCACAUGUCCGAUGUCGUCAUUGGGAAACCACUCUCGUUCUGCCUCGGAUCAUCCGGGAGAAAAGAUGGAUGAGCAGAGCCAGGGAGCCCGGACUGAUGCGGCCACAUCAACAUUGAAGCAACUUAAUGGAGAAAACUAGAGGAGUCUCUUUAAGAUGACACGCACAGACCCGCCUGACAUACUGGUAUCAACUGUGCAUCAAGAUAUAAAAGUGGUCCCCAUUUCUUCACACUACAAGUCCUUGCAACCCUCCAAACAAUGUGAUUCCAGAAAUUACAGCAAACUGGAGGACAGAAAGAGCAAAUUUAAUAAGAGGCACUGCCGUACCUUUGACUAUAGGUCAUUGGAGUACCCAAAAUCCAACAAAUACUCAAUGGAUUCCCCAUACAGGAAGGCCGAUAGGCAUGCGGCCAACCCAGAUGUUGCCUGGAAUGCCUUGGGCCGUCAGCAGAGAUAUCGUUUCUCUGCGCCGGAUAUUUUCAGCCAUAGGUUAACUCCUCAACCGAUGGCUGCAGAAAUGCCCAGUGAGGUAGUUGUCCCAGAACAAAAAAGAAGGACCAGGUCAAAAAGUGCCCCUCGGGUCCAGACAAGUCUAACUCCUGUGUCUUUUGAAGGGUCUUCUUCUUCAGGGAGGAAAGGAAGGGAGUCCCAAAGGGCUUCAAGAGACUCUCGCUGGAGACCGGAAGUAUCACCGCGUAGGGAAUCAUCCUAUGCAGCAACAAGGGCUCAUAUGCAUGAAGUCCAUCCUAUUAAGUUGCAACCUCAAAUCGGAGACAGCAGUAAAUAUUCAUCUCACUAUGCUGCUGAUCAUUCAGAGGAUGGGGGGCUGGAUAAACCAGCAACUAGUCCUCAUGUCAGAUGCAGGGUAGACAUCAAACCUGAUGAUGCAGCACUACUUCAUUCAAGACAUAAACAGGCUACACCUCAUGUGGAUAUACCCUGGCAGAGACAUCACAGUGGGGGGAGUAGGAGUCUGACAGUGCCACGCCACUUCUCCUACUCUCGAACACCAACUCCCACUGAUUCUUUAGGUACAGAGAGUAGGCAAGCUUACCAAUAUUCCCGCAGCAUGCCAAAUAGUUACUUACAACCCAUGGAGAUCCCCUUGCAAAGAAUGCCUUCAUCAGGUGAUUACUAUGGUCGGGAACGCAGAGCUCAUUCCAGUCCUAAUGUGCCAACCAAGUUCUUUUAUGCAGAUGACCCGGGGAGAUAUGUGACCACAGCUCCUCCUCAGCCAAGUUCUUACAUUCAUGAUGAACGUUACACACCAGGACAAGCAUAUACGCCAAAAGUGCAAUAUGUUCAAGAUCCAAGGACUCGAAUGGUGCAUGCUGUAGCUACAAGACCUUAUUAUCCUGAGGUGGAGACAUAUCCUUACUCUGUGCAGACAGGUUAUCCCAAACCCUAUGCAGCCAGUGAGCCAGGGCCAUACAUCAUACAGACACCUCCAGCAAGGAUAUUUUAUGGGGAUGAUCCAAGGUCUUAUCAAGUCCAAACUGCUCCGCCAAGGUUUUAUUAUUCCAGCGACAUGUAUGCAAUGCCCCCAGAGCAUCAUAUUCCAGCAAGGGCUUAUUACACAGAGGGCCGGAGACAUGCUAGAGUCGUUCAGCCACAAUCAGAUGACUGGUAUGGCUCAGAAGCAUCCGGUUAUUCCACCAAUCCUGCCUCUUAUGUAUCUCAAGGCACUCCAACUAGAGUCCGUCAGGACCCUGUCUCAACAUCCUGGUAUGCCAGUCCAUGUGUAGAACCUCAAAGAAUUGCCGCAGAGUCCAAGUCCUACUCCAGGUCCUGGGACAAUAUUCUAAACUCUCGUGUAGAAAGAGAGCAACCUCUUCCUGUUCAGCGCGGUCAGAGCUAUGACGAUCUUCUUGAGUCCAGGAAGCCUGCAGGAGCCAAAAGUGACAAACCACAACCGGUGGUAGUCAAUCUCUCCAGUUCACCAAGACGCUACGCAGCUUUAUCUAUGUCUGAUAACUCUUUAAUUGACAAAAGCCCAACAGAGGCAGCAAAGAGCCCUACGAGUAAACUCUGGUUUGUAACUCCUGAGAUAACAAUCACUGAUAAUGACAUGCGGCCAGGGAAACUUAACAAGGCUGACGGACGAUCUGCCAGUUGGGACGUUCUUGACUCCAGAAGCACUGAGGGUCCUGAACCAUUUCAACAUGACUUCCAAAGCUCAACCAAAGAGAAGACACAUGACAACGCCUCACUACAGCAAAGCCUUGAACAACUUGAUGAGCUUUUGGCAGAUCUGGUGACUGAUUACAAGCCGCCCAGUAGAAGGGCAAGUGAGGACAUUUUGGAUCAACUAAAGAAGUUAAUUGAUGAAGAAGAAGCAGUAUCCCUGUCAAGAAAGAGCUCAAGGGCAGGUACAGAUGAACCACCUCCUCUGGACAAACAGCCAACUUCAAUAAGGAUAAACCCUGAUACUUUCCGAGACAUGGACGCAGCCAGUGAUGCCAUGAAGAGUGCAGAUGAGUGCUCCCCAGAUCAGAGCCCAGAUGAGGACGAUACAAUGAUGUGCUCCAACAACAAAUGCCGGAGGACAGAGACCCUUUUCAAUGCUUGCCUAUACUUUAAAUCCUGCCACAGCUGCUACACCUACUACUGCUCUCGUAACUGUCGCAGGGAGGACUGGGACAUUCACAAAGAAAGCUGCCUGUAUGGAAGAAUUGGCAGCACAUGCCGUCACAUCAUCAAACACUGCCGGGAGACUGUUGAAGUCCACAAAGCCUUCUCCCGUAUUGCCAAAGUUGGCUACCUUUCUCGAGGCAGAGGAGUUCUCUUCCUUGGAUUUCCAAACCCUUCGUCGUCCAGUAGCUUCCUGCAGUAUGGCCUGGAUAGUCUACCUAUGUCGCCUACAUACCUGUCCCUCCGGGAGCUCGAAGGCUUCAGGGACAACCUGGGAGAGUACUGUAAGGAGCUGCAGGAAGCUGGUAAAGAGUACGACCCAAAUGAAUGUUUCAUCUUGAAUGUAUCUAUUGCUGUCGGUGACCAACUGCCCGAUGGACCAUCGCCAAGGAACCAAGCUCCAACUGUGAGAAAAUAUGCAAAGGUGGCACUGGCUUCCUUCAGUCCAGAGAGGAAGGUUCACAAGAAAGAGAGUGACAUGGAAACACUGAUCCUCACGCCACCUCCAGGAACAGCAGAUAUCGACAAAGAGGGAGAGGAAGGCAGAAAGGCCAGAGAAAUCUGUUUCAUCAAUAUACAACGGGAGUUAAGGAUUCGAGGGGUUUUCCUACGCCACGAAUACCCACAGGUGUAUCAGCAGCUCUGUGAGUUUGUGGAAUGUAACAGAAGGUUCACGCCCACAACUAUUUAUCCUAUUGAUAAGAGGACCGGUAAACAGUUUAUGUGCAUGAUAAUGGCUGCCUCUGAGCCCAGGACUUUGGACUGGGUCGGCACCCCUCAUCUCCUCGAUGACAUUAUUUAAGUGCACCUUUUGUUGUAAAUAUAUAUGUAUAGAAAUACAUAUAUAUUGUUACACAUAUUUAUAUAUCAAUCCAAUUACAAACAUUUGUAGAUAAGUAUUUUGUUAUCAAAAUGAAAUAUAUUCAUGUGUGCUUGGUCAGUAUUAUUCUUUUUCAGAAUAUUUCCUGUCAGGUGCAGAAUGAGUACAGUGCAUUUUUUUAUUUCAGUCUUUUUACCAAGUACGAUUUUUUUAUCCGACACGAGUCAUUUAUCUGUUUUCUGGUCAUUAACUCUUUCGACACAUUCCCUUUGUUGGGGAUGAUCUUAACUGACAUGCUGGUAUUUUUUUGUAAUUAUUAACAUCACCUUUGAAACGUAGUCUCUUUAAAUUAGGAAGCUCAUCUCCAAGUGAGUACAACACAACUAUUUUACACGACUAACGGUAUAUCAGGCGGAAACUAUUAAACGUUAUUUUCUUAGCUAUUUAAAUACUUUCUAUGCAAAGUUGCUUCAUGAGUUAAGAACCACAUUCCUGUAGAAGGAGGUUGUGACAGUUUUAUGAUAUAAUAUAUAUAACAUACUAUAUGAUGUAACAUUAUAUUAAAUUAUAUAUUAUUUAUUAUUACAUCUGUUAAGAAAGUCUAUGUUGGAAUUCAGAUAAAAUAUUUAAAGUUUUGAUGACAACGUGAAUCCUCAUCAUGACAGAAUAAUGAAAAAGAGACGGGUGUGCUACUUGAAACAACUAUUUUAAAAAAGGCACAACUUCUAAUGUUGCUUGUCAGGCGAACUGUACUGAUUGUUAUCGUUUUCCACUUUAAGUCUAACGGUGUACUCUGGAACUACUGGAGCACUACCGGACUUAAAAGCAACGUCCAUAAUGGAUACUGAUAUGGUGCCAGUGACCAGCCACACAGUAGGUGUCGGCCUGUACUGUUCAGUUAUAAACACUGUGAAUAGUGAGAGUCAUCUACUACAAAAACAAGAAAUCAUGCAAUUUCCUAUAACACUGAAGUUGAUGAGUUGUAUUUUUAGAUAUAUUUACGGAUACAAAUAUAUGAAUUAGCAUCAGGAGUUAUUGUCUAUAGAACAAGGUGAGCCAGGUUUGGCACAGUAGCUAUAUGGUACAUAAAUGCUUGAAGAAGACAGUAGUUGUGUAUUUGUGCUGCACUAGGUUUAUUACAUGUGUGAUUUUAUAUUGUCCCCUUUGGUUUUAGCUAACCCGUACCCAUUGCAUUGCAUCUUCGGUUGCAGAAUACAUUCUUCAGUGCAACAAAGCCUCAUCUCUCCAGAUACUUUUCUUUAUUUGUUUGUUAUUACUCCCAAAUUUGCUGCCAGUUUUAAGGCCCUGACACACCGCGCAGACGGCAAAGAACUAGUGGCGACGAAGGCCGACUGGCGCCGCCUGUAGCGUCGCCUCUUGUCUUGGCCAAAAAGUUGAACUAGAACACACCGCAAAGAC